AUGUCCUCCCUCACUCUUACCCCCGAACAACUCAGCCACUACCGCGAAAACGGUUAUCUACUGCUUCGCGUCCACGAGCACAAUCUCGUUAGUCCUGACACCCUCAAUGCAUGGGAGAAGGAAGUGCGUCAAUGGCCCCGGGUGAAGGGCAAGUGGAUGCCGUAUGAUGAGGUCAACCAAAAUGGCGAGAGGCAGUUGAUGCGAACGGAGAAUUUCGUUGAUUGUCAUGAGGGAUGGAACAGUUUGGUCUGUGGGAAGAGCCUGAUCGGGAUACUGGAGCAGUUAUCCGGCCAAGAGAUGCUCCUGUUCAAGGAUAAGAUCAACUACAAACUGCCCUUCGGAAAUGGCUUCCAGGCCCACAUAGAUUCCCCGGCCUACGACCACAUCGGCCGUAUUGAGCACAUCACCGCCAACAUCGCCAUCGAUGCUGCCACGCCAGAAAACGGGUGUCUGGAGGUUGUCGCCGGCUCGCACAAGAUGGACGUCGAGAUUUUGCACGGCGGGCACAUCUCGGAACCCUGGGAGCGUGCACAGCCUUGGGUCCCCGUACCACUUGAGAGAGGGGACAUGUUGAUUUUUGGAAGCCAUUUGGCGCACCGGUCGGCGAAGAACCAGACGAGUGCAAAGAGGGCUAGUUUGUAUGCCACGUAUCAUAUGAGGUCCGAUGGGGAGGAUUUAAGGGGGCAGUAUUAUGCGCACCGGAGGGCCCAUUUCCCCCCUGAUCAUGAGCGUGAGCCAGGCAUAAAUUAUGCAGAAGGAUUUAAAACAUAUGGAUUCGCUGCUCCUUUUUCAACGCCGGAUGCCGUUGCUAACCCUGCUGCCAGCAGCCAGACAGCUGUUUAG
This is a messenger RNA of Aspergillus puulaauensis, 843 nucleotides long. RefSeq names its product phytanoyl-CoA dioxygenase family protein. The coding region runs from base 1 to 843 and encodes 280 amino acids. The transcript is spliced from 3 exons. The record is from RefSeq and is a predicted model, not a curated record. NCBI's taxonomy places the organism in Eukaryota, Fungi, Ascomycota, Eurotiomycetes, Eurotiales, Aspergillaceae.